Esox lucius (northern pike) is the source of this 3832-nucleotide messenger RNA. It is a transcript of the gene smad3b, whose product is annotated as SMAD family member 3b. Gene Ontology annotation, cellular component: heteromeric SMAD protein complex. The transcript is spliced from 9 exons. The coding region runs from base 458 to 1582 and encodes 374 amino acids. NCBI's taxonomy places the organism in Eukaryota, Metazoa, Chordata, Actinopteri, Esociformes, Esocidae. The record is from RefSeq and is a predicted model, not a curated record. Gene Ontology annotation, biological process: transforming growth factor beta receptor signaling pathway; anatomical structure morphogenesis; SMAD protein signal transduction. Gene Ontology annotation, molecular function: DNA-binding transcription factor activity, RNA polymerase II-specific; I-SMAD binding; RNA polymerase II cis-regulatory region sequence-specific DNA binding.
GCCGCGGCUGUGGGUUUGGUGGUUAGCUGUUAGUCUUUCUACACCCAAGGGGUGGAGCGUCAGCCGGUCUGCAGCUUGGUAGGGUUAUUGUAAUGCCAGGUUUCUCCCCAUCUGAGUCCAACAGACCGGCUCAGACAGAGAGACAACAGGCCUGCUCUGUUCUGCUGGACUGUCCUGUCAUCACUUUCUCUGAUCUGUCUGGGAUGAGAGAGGGAGAGAGCGGAGUUAGUAAGGGCUUCAGCUAGCUCAGGCCAGGGUAUAGGUUAGGACAGGGUCAAGUUGCACUCUACUGCUCUCAGAAUGGAGCCAACAGGAAAUGUGUGUUUGCUGAACGUCAGCCGCAGUAAAUAGAGGUCAAACCCCAGAGUUCUCCUUUCUCACUGUUUGCUUGGUGAUGUCAACAAAAGAAUGAAACAGAUCUCAAACCGGCCACAGACAUGUGGUGGCAUGCACGCUGAUGUGCAUUGAUGCAGUUUAUCCACACUAUCUACCACAUGGAAGGUCUUUAGAUGGACGUCUUCAGGUGUCCCAUCGUAAAGGUCUUCCCCACGUGAUCUACUGUCGUCUCUGGCGUUGGCCGGACCUCCAGUCUCACCACGAGCUGAGGGCUGUGGAGCUGUGUGAGUUUGCCUUCCACUCCAAGAAGGACGAGGUGUGUGUCAACCCAUACCACUACCAGCGUGUCGAGACACCAAUCCUCCCUCCUGUCUUGGUUCCCAGACACACAGACUUCCCAACAGAGUUCCCUCCGCUCGAUGAUUACAGUAACUCCAUCCCAGAGAACACCAACUUCCCUGCUGGCAUCGAACCACAGAGCAACUACAUACCAGAAACACCUCCUCCAGGAUAUCUGAGCGAGGAUGGAGAGACUAGCGACCACCAUCUCAACAACAGCAUGGACACAGGUUCACCUAGCAGUCUGUCACCAGAUCCCGCCUCUCCAGCACACAGCACUAACCUAGAUCUCCAGCCGGUGACCUACAGCGAAUCGGCGUUCUGGUGCUCCAUCUCCUACUAUGAGCUGAACCAGCGGGUGGGCGAGACCUUCCACGCCUCCCAGCCGUCUCUCACCGUGGACGGAUUCACCGACCCCUCCAACUCAGAGCGUUUCUGUCUGGGACUCCUCUCCAAUGUCAACCGCAACGCAGCCGUGGAGCUCACGCGCAGGCACAUAGGGCGUGGAGUGCGUCUGUACUACAUUGGAGGAGAGGUGUUUGCAGAGUGUCUCAGUGACAGCGCCAUCUUUGUCCAGAGUCCCAACUGUAACCAGAGAUAUGGAUGGCAUCCAGCCACUGUCUGUAAGAUACCUCCAGGAUGUAACCUGAAGAUCUUCAAUAACCAGGAGUUUGCUGCCCUGCUGGCCCAGUCAGUGAACCAGGGCUUCGAGGCCGUCUACCAGCUUACCAGGAUGUGUACCAUCCGCAUGAGCUUUGUCAAGGGAUGGGGAGCAGAGUACAGACGCCAGACGGUCACCAGCACCCCCUGCUGGAUCGAGCUUCACCUCAAUGGCCCCCUCCAGUGGCUGGAUAAGGUACUGACACAGAUGGGCUCCCCCAGCCUGCGCUGUUCCAGUGUGUCCUAGGUACACUUAUUACAACACACACACACAACAGACACACAUUAUGUUCUUGUUGUAUGCCAGUGUCAGAGACGAUCAACUCCUUCAACAGACUUAUGAUUUCACCUCACACACUGUUCUGCACUUUCUUCUCAGCAGUAGUAUUUAGUGGAUAAUAACCUACUGAAUGGUCCUUUUGAACGUCUGAGAAUUCACUGGGCAUUAUGGUCCUCAACAGUCAUACCGUUUUAGCGCUGGGUAAUUAACUCGUAAUCACGCCUGCACAUUAACUGUAGUUAACUAGUUAAGCAUAAAUGAAAUGUUGUCUGUUUGUAUUGUCAGAAAAAGAGGAAACAUGAUUUUAGGCAUGGUUAAAACUGUUAUUUUGAGCUUUCUACAAAGUGUUUGAUUUGAUGUAUUUAUGAUUUCCGAUGUUUCCAUGUAUUUCUGUGUACCCCAUGUCAGUUCUAGUCGUUGUUUGAAAUGGUUGGGUACCAGAAUGAGGUGGACAGCUCUUUUUUUACGAGCUCUUACCAUAAAAGCGAAAGUGGCAUUUGGUUUUAUUCAGAGAAGCAAUAAUGCAGAACGUGUUCGUAUUAAUUGUAGCACGAUGCACUCCACUGCCAGGUGUAAAUCUGCAUUUGAUAUCUGUAUCGUUGCUGUCGGAUGAAAACCUCUCAUCUCCACAGCAGGAACUUCUCAGGAAAGAAAGCAAACCGCCAUACAGUUGGGAAAAUCCAGCAGCUGUUCUGAAUACGUUCUGAAUAACUUCUUGGCCCAAGGGUCAUGAAAGGUUCGGUAUAGAUUGAGGGCAGUUACUGGUUUCAUCCGACAUUGACUGUGUUCACUGGUACAUUGACCAGAGGCCUGGUCAGACAUUCACCUGGUAUCAUGUGUUGAAACAAAUUAUUAUUUUAGUGCCGUUAUAUACGUUUUCAUUUUUUUAAGAACCAUUGUGAAAAACUCUGUUGCUCAUUGGGAUGUUCUUUUUCACUAUUACAUUUGCAAAAUGUUGCUUUGCUGUCCUGAAUGCGGAGAAUACAGGAGGAUGUUUACUGGGGCCUCAACAGGCAAGUUGUAGUACUUACAUAUGCAUAGCUAGUGAUGCAAGAAAUAAAGAGUAACUAGAGUAUACUAGAAAUAAAUCUUAUAUGCCGUGUGUCAGGAUCAGGAGAAUUCCACAUUCCUGACACAUGAAUGCAGAGGUCUAUAGCCAUGGAAAUACAGCCUAACUACUAGAUUGGAUGUUCCCAUUAAAGUCACAGUUCCUUCUAGUAAUUGUCUAUUCAGUCUAUAUAGACUGAUCCCCGCCUAUCAGCUUGGGGAGCCUUUCUUACCCUGUCACUGUGAAGGGUGCAUGUUCAUCUAUUUUAAUACAAAUCAUAGACUAUUUUAAAGGAAGUGAUGUGACACCUGGCAGCUUUGAAGGGGGACUUUUAUUUUUGUUCAGAUUGUCAUCCAUCUUCCUGUCUAUGACAGGAAGUUCACAUUAGGACUACAUUUCUCCCUCCCGACCCAACACAGGUUUCACUUUGGGCCCCGUAGGCACAGAUCUAGUAUCAGGUUUCCCUCCCCUAAUCCAAUACGCAGCCAUUAGUGAGGAAAAAUCCUAAACUGACCCAAGAUCGGAUUUAGGGGUCUGCUUCACACUACUACACCAUUAAGCCUAGUCUGGGAUUUAUAAAUACCAAUAUUCCCUUGUGAAUCUUGGUCUGGGAAACUGCCACGUUUUAGAGUUAAGACCACAUUGAGAUGGUCCAAGUCUGUUUCUGAGUCAAGUUCUCUAUUUGGAACUGGUUUUACGAUGCUAGCGUGAAACAAUAUACAAGGCUGAGCCACAUAUGUGGAGUUGGGCCAACUUUUAGAUUCAGAAUACUGUUCUUAUUCUAGACAUUUUAGGCUUUAAAUACUCCCUAUGUAAUGUCAAUGGAGGCUAACACGCCUGUCAUAGGAUGUUAUAGUGUUGUGUAAAUGCAUUAUAAUGCAGAAAAAUGCAUUGGCCUUGCUCUAAACAGAUGGCUCAGUAUAAGGAGUCUAUAUUCUCUCUAUAGCAGGAGUUUGGGUAUAGAAGAUGUAUGGAAGGGGUUAAUAUGCAUUUGUCUUAAAAAUAUCAGUACUUAUUUUUCCUUUCUACUUUUUAAUCACUGCUCGUUUUCCUCCUUUUUGUCCUCUGAUCCUGUAAUUUGUAAAGAUAUUCCUCGUGUUGCUGGAUACAUAUUCUGUAUUAUUGUAUCAAUUUUUUGUGUUAUCCACCUUUCUAAUAAAAUGUCAUGA